Alosa alosa (allis shad) is the source of this 1532-nucleotide messenger RNA. RefSeq names its product transmembrane protein 125b (gene tmem125b). The transcript is spliced from 2 exons. The record is from RefSeq and is a predicted model, not a curated record. NCBI's taxonomy places the organism in Eukaryota, Metazoa, Chordata, Actinopteri, Clupeiformes, Clupeidae. Bases 460 to 1149 code for a protein of 229 amino acids.
CUGCCCUUGACGCUUGGCACUGGCUUCAUGUCGCCCCUGUGAAACUGGCACCCCUGGCCUCGCUCACCAAUGACUGUUACAACACACCCUCACACUGAGGAAGAGUGCGCCACAGAGGAGUGACUUGGACAAACACUCACACAGUGACCGUCGUGGGAGAGAGAGACGAGGCAGAGGGUGGAUGGGACAUGUCGUCAAACAGACUGUUCGGAACGCCACAAUGCCACGGAGCUCCCCGACUGAGCUGGGAAGACACUGACCCAGGGCGACAUACUUCACAGGAAUCCUGAUAUGGACUCACCUCAACUCACACAAUGAUGAAGACUUGGUGGAACUCGGCCCCAGGGCUCAGAGAGGUCAUUUUGCUUGCAGGCUUAUUGGGCUCCAUGUCUGCACUGUUGGAACUUAGAGGAGACUUAUAAGGCCCCUCAGUGACCUAGAGGAGCAGGUGGUUGAGUCAUGGCUGAGAUGGAGCACCUGCCAGCGGCGAGGCAGGGCCACGAUCCGGCGGUCCGCCCGAGGCCCGAGCUGGCCUGGGUGCAGCGCCGCACGCUUGACGAGCAGGUGGAGCUGUGGUGGUUCGGCGAGCCACGCGUGUCGCUGCUCUGCUACGGGGCGUCGGUGGGCCUGGUGCUGGGCCUGGGCCUGGGCGGCGUGGGCCUGCUGUCCAGCGCCUCGACGGCGCCGGGCCGCUCGACCGCCGCCUGGCGCCUGGGCGUGGGAUCGGCCCUCUGCCUGCUGGCACUGGCCGUGCUCCUCAAGCAGCUGCUCAGCUCGGCCGUGCAGGACAUGGGUUGCGUGCGCAGCCGGCGGCAGGUGGAGCUGCUGCGCAGUGGCGGACGCCUGGACCCACCGCUGCUGCUAGCCGCCGGGCUCGGCACGGCCUCAUGCGGUGCCGCCCUGCUGGGCCUGGCCGGCGACGACGACAUGCUGCCCGCUGGCGCCGUCCUCCUGGCCUGUGGGGGCGCUGUGGCGCUGGGGGUGGGGGCGUACACCGCUACGGUGCUCUGGAGGAGCCGGAGGGACGUCAGGAGGAGGAGUAGGUGGAGGAGGAGAGGCAGGCGGAGGAGGGUCAGGGUGUACAAUGUCGCUGGGCCAAACCCACAGCCAUGGAGAGACUCGGCAUCAAGCCAGGCCAGUUUGAUAUGAGGACAGAGGAACACAGGGAUGGAGGGAGCAGCAGACAGAAGAAGAGGAGUAGAAGACUGUUGUGGAGUCAAAAGAAGUGAUGAAGAGAAGAGAUGCAUUCCUCAGUGCUCAAUCAUUUCUCAUUCGGCCCUAUAUCUUUAUAUACCACACCUUCACAGUCUUUGCUCAAUCUGGAAUCAGGUCACACACAAACCUGCUUCCCUUUGAUCGUGAUCAUCUGAGCCAGUCUAAAUUAAGAGAUUCAUUACUUGGCAUGUAGCCUACUGUUUGAGGCAAGGUUAUUUUAUGAGCUGAAUUUAUCAGAGACUAAAGGAGCCUGUCCAUCCAAUUUAUUUUGUAGAAUGUGGGUUGUGCACCUGUUACACAACUUUAUUCUCUUUUCU